ACCAAACAUCUCAGCACUCUGAAUACACUUGGGGUGAGGUAAGACUGUGGACUGUAGUAAUUUUGUAGACUUUUUAUUUUUUAUUAUUUUCAUUCAAAGCAGCUUACACAGUUCAUUUGUUUAAGGGAAUUGUUCAAUAUCCAGACUUAGUUGGUACUGGGAUUCAAACACAACCAUCUGAGCAGUUUUUACCUUCUGAGCAGUGAAUUACAGGUGCCCCAUCAACUGUAACUUCUGUCUGACGUGUGCUUUUACACUGAAACUGGCACCAUACGCUUCAUUGAGGGGAUUUCAACUUUUUAAUGCAGACUGUCAUCAGCUGUGUGAUUCAGCAAUCUCCAACUUUUUUGCACCUCGGGCCAGUUUUAUGGAAAAAAAAAAUUCCAGACUGGAAAAACUGGUCACGCUAAUAACUAAACACCAUACUGUGUAUAUCAUAUUACUAUUAUACAUAUUAUGAUUUAAAUAUGAAUUUAAUUAUUACAUAAAGAUACAUGAAAGUGUAACUCGAAUGUAACCAUAAUGCAUGGACAACGUCGAGUUUAGUUAAUCGAUGCAUAGUAUCACGUGACUCCCAUAGAUGCUACACAAUGCACUAGAUCAGGGGCCCAAUACGUCGAUCGCAAUCUACGGGUAGAUCAAAUGACAUUUAAAAAAAUAGAUAUUUAUUAAUGCAUUUUUAUAGUAGGUAUAUCGCUGUGACAUGGUCAUUUCAUUAGGAUCUUGCAUGCUGAAAAGGUGUGUGCACCCCUGCAAUAGAUCAUGUUUUUUGGUCUGAAUCUUGAUAUUGUUACAAUAACUAUUGGAGUCACGUGACAAAAGAACUACCAACACUGUCAUAUUUUCAUUAUUGGAACUAUAGUCAAAGUUCGUCUGUGUAGACGCGUUGAUGAAUCUGCUUAUUAAAAUGGUAACAAUUUCUAUUAUUUCUGAUCAAAGGUACCAAAUGAACUAAAUGACUCGUUCAUAUUGGUGAACGAGAUUCAAAGAACCGAGUCACUAAAACGCUCCGAUCUUCCCAUCACUAAUUGCAGCCCCCUGGUGUAACUGCCCCCCCUUUCCCGAUCUCUCUCCAGAUCUCGCGAGAAGACACGAAGUUGGAGUCUGUAGCGCGUCUGACGACACACGGCUGCGUUGGGGGUGUUUUAGCUGCUCCGUGUCAUCUGAGAAGCGGAUCAGGGGAGAAAAAGAGAGAGAGAGAGAUUCCCCACCUUUUCCGGUGCAAUGCUUUUUAAAUGGUCUUGUUGCACAUUGAUCCAGUAGUCACCAAAUGAAGAGUUGCGACCCAGCGCUAACCGGGUUCCGCAGCUCUUCCUCGGCUCUCGUUGCUCCGGUGUUAGCUCGCGUUGCGUGCAGAUGCGCGUCCAGCCGCGGAGAGAAAAGAAGGAGGAGGAGGAGGGGGCAUGAGCACACCGCCGCGGAGGAGGAGGAUGGCUGUCCGCUCGCAUAACGGUAUCACCCGUGUUCAGCAAACCGCUUUCUCCGCGACAUUCUAAACUUUGCCUAUCCGCCUUAUUGCAAAAACCGACCCUUUCACAAAGUGUCUCCAGAUGGGUGUUCGGGUGUCGAGGAGUGCUUGUAGGCCCGGCGUCCGGCGCUCGGCUCCCCAGCCAGGGGCUGUUUUGUUCUAGUUGCUUCUGCUAGCCGAAGCGCUCACCGAAUGCCGCUGCACCGAACGAGUCUCGGGCCCUCGCCAGCGACAGACCCCAUAUUCCCCACGGAUACGCAAACACUCCCAAGCCGAGUCCUGAGAUGUAAAACGCGGCUCUUUGUCGCGCCUGGACCGUCUUUAGCAGGCCGGAAAGCAGAUCGCGCCGUGAUGUGGCUGUAAACGGACGCCUGAAAAUCGGCGUCGCUUUCGGUCUUUACUGCCCGAGAGCUCGAGUUUAAAACUGCUUCCCAUUGAAUUCCUGGCACCUUUCAGAACUAAUUCCCCUCCCGCAGAUCACCUGGACACACACACACACACACACUCUGACAUGGAUAAACUGACCAUCAUUUCAGGGUGUCUCUUUCUGGCUGCGGAUAUAUUUGCCAUAGCCAGCGUCGCAAACCCGGACUGGAUCAACACGGGCGAAUCUGCAGGUGCGCUGACGGUGGGUUUGGUGAGGCAGUGUCAGACCAUUCACGGCCGAGACAGAACCUGCAUCCCUCCACGAUUGCCACCUGAGUGGGUCACCACCCUGUUCUUCAUCAUCAUGGGCAUCAUCUCUCUCACGGUUACCUGCGGCCUCCUAGUGGCUUCACACUGGCGCCGAGAAGCCACGAAGUACGCGCGGUGGAUAGCCUUCACAGGAAUGAUCUUGUUCUGCAUGGCAGCGCUCAUCUUCCCCAUCGGCUUCUACAUUAACGAAGUGGGUGGCCAGCCGUACAAGCUGCCCAACAACACCGUGGUGGGCUCGUCUUACGUGCUCUUUGUGCUCUCCAUCUUCUUCACAAUAGUAGGGCUGCUGUUUGCAGGAAAAGUCUGCCUGCCUGGUUGAGGAUGCCAUUUUUCCUCCAGGGAUCGUCCAGAGGCUUUCAAUAGUGUUGUUUUUCUUUUUUUUUUCUUCUUUCUUUUCUUUUCUCGAAGAGGAACAAAAAAAUAGCAGCGCUCACUGUGGAAGAGAGCUGUCAAACGUGGCACGGUGACACUCCAGAUUUACAACUUACUCAGAAAAUGCCCGUGCACUCAUUCUCUCUCUCGCUCCACACAGCUUGUGGGUCCUGUCAGUGUCCCCCUGAGCUUAUUCGUCACGCCUGUCUUUCCUUUGCACUUCGGGUCGUCUGUCCAGCACGGGACAGAGGCGUCUCGGAAGGGUGAUUUGAAAGCUCACACUGAUUAGUUCAUCAUAGCUUAUUGUGUUUCAUGGACAAUUUUAUUAAUUUUUUGUUCAGUCACUAUAAUUUUACUUCAGGAUUGAACAUUUUUGUAUGGACACAUCGCUCGCUUUUGCUGAAAGGAAGACCUGAGGCUCCUUUAUGCCUUCAUCAGGAUGAAAAGGGAUCUGCAUACGUGAGAAAACUUUUUUUUUUUUUUUUUUUGUUUUGUUUUGUUAGAAUCACUACAGGAAACGGAAGCACUAGGACUGCCGGUCAGGACCCUGUGAGGCCAUGCCUCACUGUGCUAACUUCCUCAUCUUAGUGACUUGUUACACACACACACACACACACACAGGUCUGGUGACCAAAAUAAACUGCUACCUGCCCUUAUAUAUGCCCUGGACUCCAUCAGGUCAGUGUUUGACCCUCACUCUUCAUCCUGAGUUGUUCUUCUGACACUCGGGAUAUGUUUAGUGUUAUUUGCAUAAUGUGCCAUGAAUCAGUUUCCAUUUAUCAGUACUAAGGGCAGACUCGGUUCGAGGGAGCACUGUGCAGUAAAGCCAUUAGUAUUUGAAACACGGCAGAUGUACAAAAAAAAAAAAGAGACCUCCUUACCUCAUAUUUUUUUUUUUUUUUUGGUAAUUCAAAAUUUCUUUUUUGCUAACCAUGAUGAUGUGUGCCCUGUAAGUUAUAUCUUGCCUUGGUCAGAGAUGUUUUUUUUUCUCAAGGGGAAAAAACAAACAAAAAAAUGCUGUGAUCAUUGCAAAUUAUUUAUGUGACACUGAAUAACAGGAGAACAAGAA
Silurus meridionalis is the source of this 3605-nucleotide messenger RNA. It is a transcript of the gene mosmoa, whose product is annotated as modulator of smoothened a. Gene Ontology annotation, cellular component: Golgi apparatus; ciliary membrane. The coding region runs from base 1980 to 2483 and encodes 167 amino acids. The transcript is spliced from 3 exons. NCBI's taxonomy places the organism in Eukaryota, Metazoa, Chordata, Actinopteri, Siluriformes, Siluridae. The record is from RefSeq and is a predicted model, not a curated record. Gene Ontology annotation, biological process: negative regulation of smoothened signaling pathway.